CUUCCUUUUGUGUGCGUCUGCUUCACUGUCUGGCUGGGACGGAGGGUUUCCACGCUAAGCAGGCGGCUACCGACAUCAAACCCAUAGAGCGGUGGUUUCAUCUGUCCAUGGUUUCGAAAUAAUUUGUAGUCGUAUUCAAUAUAACUAUCCAUGAAGUCGGAGCUCAGUGGACUUUAUUCUCUCGCUGGCUCGCAGACGCUUCAGUGAACUACUGCAGCACCAAGAGACUAAGCACGCCGCCGCCGCCGCUGCUGUUGUGAGAGACGAAAACAAGCUCAGUGAGCAGUCCGGUAAGCUGUGUGAUCAUUGACAGAGUUCAAUACACACACGCUUCAAGUGAUAGCUGGUGCGGGAUACCACUUGGCGUCUUCAAGAACCGACAGCUGGGAAGAUUUAGUCGCUGAAGACAGGUAUUAUCACUAUUAUAUAGGUUAUUUUUUCUCUGAGCCACCGUCAGGCACAAUUUGCACAAUUUCCACCAGCUUGUCUGCAACCCCCUCCCAACCCAGACAGUCUUCUGCCCCAGCAUGAAUGAAGUCAGUGUUGUGAGAGAGGGAUGGCUCCACAAGAGAGGUGAAUACAUUAAAACAUGGCGACCUCGUUACUUCAUCUUAAAGAGCGAUGGCUCUUUCAUCGGCUACAAAGAAAAGCCUGAGGUGUCCAGUGACCACAGUCUCCCACCACUCAACAACUUCUCAGUUGCAGAAUGCCAGCUGAUGAAAACAGAGCGCCCCAAGCCUAACACGUUUGUCAUUCGUUGUCUGCAAUGGACCUCCGUUAUUGAGCGCACCUUCCAUGUAGACAGCAUCGAGGAGAGGGAGGAAUGGAUGCGAUCGAUCCAGCAAGUGGCAAAUAGCCUGAAGAGUCAGCAGCAGGAUGAGGAGCCCAUGGAGAUCAAAUUUGGCUCGCCAAGUGACAGCAGCGGCACAGAGGAGAUGGAAAUUGCUAUAUCCAAAUCCCGCACAAAAGUGACGAUGAGUGAUUUUGACUACCUGAAGCUACUGGGGAAAGGGACAUUUGGUAAAGUGAUCCUGGUGAAGGAGAAGGCCACUGGGAUGUACUACGCCAUGAAAAUCCUCCGCAAAGAAGUCAUCAUUGCUAAGGACGAGGUGGCACACACAGUUACAGAAAGCAGAGUUCUCCAAAAUACGCGGCAUCCCUUUCUAACGACACUAAAAUACGCAUUUCAAACGCAUGACCGGCUAUGCUUCGUGAUGGAGUAUGCAAAUGGAGGAGAACUCUUCUUUCACUUAUCACGGGACAGAGUGUUCACAGAAGACAGAGCGAGAUUCUAUGGUGCAGAAAUAGUGUCAGCACUGGAGUACCUACACUCACGCAAUGUAGUUUACAGGGAUUUAAAGCUGGAGAACCUCAUGUUAGAUAAGGACGGCCACAUAAAGAUAACAGACUUUGGGCUUUGUAAAGAGGGGAUCACAGACGGUGCCACCAUGAAAACCUUCUGUGGAACCCCGGAGUACCUGGCUCCAGAGGUGCUAGAGGACAAUGACUACGGCAGAGCAGUGGACUGGUGGGGACUUGGCGUGGUCAUGUACGAGAUGAUGUGUGGCCGGUUGCCGUUUUACAACCAGGACCACGAGCGUCUCUUUGAGCUAAUCCUCAUGGAGGAGAUCCGCUUCCCCAAGAACCUGGCUCCCGAAGCCAAAGCCCUGCUGGCCGGUCUGCUCAAAAAGGAUCCCAAACAAAGGCUCGGAGGCGGACCAGACGAUGCCAAAGACGUGAUGAGCCACAGGUUCUUCACCUCCAUCAACUGGCAGGAUGUUCUUGAAAAAAAGCUCAUUCCACCCUUCAAGCCCCAGGUAACAUCAGAGACGGACACACGUUACUUCGAUGACGAGUUCACAGCACAAACCAUAACAAUAACGCCCCCUGACAAGUAUGACAGUUUAGAUCCAGUGGAUUCAGAUCAGCGCACGCACUUCCCUCAGUUCUCCUACUCUGCCAGCAUACGGGAAUGAUCACUUAGAGUCUUGAACAAGCAGGCAGGCUUACAUACGAUCACUAUCCCACAUACACACUUGCACUGCUGGGGAAUUGGAACGACACCAACAAAAACUGGCACAAGACACAUUUUCAUUCGGUCUUUAACGCACCUACACACAGACACGUACACACAUACUGGCAAAUCAGACCAGACGGGGAUCAUAGAGUAUGAAAUGAACACAAAGGGCGUGAAUGACUGACCUCAGCAGGUUUGUGCGGAUAGACUGGCAGCUUUGUCUCUGUGCAUCCUCUCAGGGUUGGCUUUAGGCUUCCCUGCAGGACCUGUGCUGCACUACACUGGGUACCGCAUCAAAGCCUUGACACUUUGACAAACCAGGUUAUGCCAGCAAGUACCACCUCUUUACCAGCUGUACCCAUGCCACACACACACCCACCAACCCAUGCAUAGACUGCAUAUAUAUAUAUAUAUAUAUAUAUAUAUAUAUAUAUAUAUAUAUAUAUACACACACACACAAACGUACUUGAUAGAAUUUUGAAAAGUGUAAUCAAAAUUAGGAAAAAUGGAAAACAUUUGGGGAAAAGACACAUUUUUAUUUCAUCGAUUGUCACGGUUUUAAAUGUAAAGCCAUAUUUCUGCAUUUUUUGUGAUUUGUUUUUUUUAACAAGUGCUCUUUCUGGAACUUGCUGUUACAAAUCAAGUGUGGGACCGUUCCUACAGUGGGGGGAGGGGGGGGGGGGGUUGCCAUUUCUGUGUUUGCACUGCACAUGUGUUUAAGCGAAUGCAAGAGUGGAUGUGUGAAUGUAUGCGUAUGUGCAUUAUAAGUGCAGGAGAAUGCGUGACCAACCAUUUUGAUUCUCAACCAUCCAUUUGUGUCUGUUUUUAUGCAUGUUUUUAACUAUUGCUGGAAUAUUGACAUGAAAGGACACUACACGGCACACUCAAUGGCCUUUUUUAAAAGGGAACAAGCAUGUAGUUUAUGAUCGCUGUGACCAGCUUGGCGCUAAAUUGACUCAGUCAGGAAUAGAAACUGAGAUCUCUUGCAUGGCUAACCUUUGCUUUAAAAGCUGCAUUAAUUUAACAGCGAUGCAGCAGUCAGGCUCUUAGAGUCAGUGUCGCUGUGUCCAGACUGACUUACCGACCAACUAGCUGCUGGUUGGAGGUGUAAGAGUGAGUUUUCAUUAAGGCCAGUCCCUCUGUGUUAAAGACAGUUAGAAUAGAAACUUGCCCGCAGUUGUUCCUCAACCCAUCCAGAGAGACCAGUGUAGGCGAACAGCCACUUGCUGUCUUUGAUCCAGUAAUCCUCACUCCUAGCUGAAGAGUUAGGCCACCAAUCUUUUAUUCAUUUUCUAUUUCUAAAAUCAGUGUAUGUUUUUUAAAAUAAGCCUUUGAGUGUUCCUGUAUUUAAAGAAUGAGAGUUCAAUCGUUAAGUCUUUUUAAUGAGGCCAAAAAUUGACUGAAUUGGUGGAUGUUUAGCACUUCAAAUGAUUCCACAUUUGAUGUUUAGAACCUUUUUGUUUGUGUUUUCUUUAAUGCUGUGUUGAGGCACUUAAAUCUGCGUAGUUGUAUAUCAGGAGCAACGGUCUGCAGGUUCAAUCCAACUAAACGCUGCAUGAGUUGGUCGAUCAACCUGCGGACAGGGGGAACUAAUCAAAAUAUCAGCUGAUAUACUGUUAAAUUGAAAUGAAAAUCUACGUGCUUUAACGAGUCAUGACGGCACAUGAUUGAGAGAAGUUCUGGAGAGCAUACUGAAAAGCAAGCAUUUUAUAUUCCAUAUUGCUGAAAGAGACGUCGGCUACUCUUUGGGCUUCACUAAAGGAACAUCAAGAUCUUUUUGUUUGUCAUUGAUUUGUUUUUGUUUGUUUGUUUUCUCAUUUUUUUGUCCAUCUAUUUCUCAAAUUUUGGAAGAAACAUUGUCUUGUUUAAGUAUACAUUAUAUUAAAUAUAUAUUAAAAGUUUUUAAACGGC
This is a messenger RNA of Micropterus salmoides (largemouth bass), 3928 nucleotides long. RefSeq names its product v-akt murine thymoma viral oncogene homolog 2 (gene akt2). Gene Ontology annotation, molecular function: ATP binding; protein serine/threonine kinase activity. The record is from RefSeq and is a predicted model, not a curated record. Bases 528 to 1976 code for a protein of 482 amino acids. The transcript is spliced from 14 exons. Lineage: Eukaryota; Metazoa; Chordata; Actinopteri; Centrarchiformes; Centrarchidae. Gene Ontology annotation, biological process: protein phosphorylation.